CACAAUUCUUGUAGCUCUCCAUGUAAGAGUGGAAUGGGGAUAUCUUAUUUUUUAGAUUUCUUUGGAAUGAGCAUAAUGUUAGUUUUGGACACCAUUGUAGAUAGUCAACAUCCUUCUACAUCUAUAGGAAUCCCCCCUACAUAGAUGUAGUUUAAGGACUCUCAUAGAACCGUGUAAAACACAACUGACCCCCUCUCCCACAUCCAUCUGCAAGAGCGAGAAUAUGGAGUUCCUAAAGCUAUUCAUGACCAUUUGCCACAAAAGACCGAAGAUUUUGUAGAAGGAAAGUUACUAAUGAGAGGUUGUGGGCAAUUAAAAGAGAGGCACGUGAGGGUUAAAAUAGACCUUUCAAUUGGAGAAAAAUUCAGGCCUUGUGCAGAAAAAGGCGGCAGACGUGCGAGAAUCCCAUAACAAACAGCCUUUCCAAAGAUAGGCGAUUGAAAUUUGGUAGGUUCCAUUCUGUAAAUUUCUGAUUCAGAAUAUUGAAAUGGAAAGAAGGCAUACAAGGUCUUGUGCAAAAAAAGCAGAGGGUACCACGGAGAGGAUGAACUGUGAAGUGAUGAACAUCCCUGGUGCUGGCGCUGGAAGUGGAGGUGGAGAUGUCGAUUUUGGGACAUGCACGGACGAAGGUAUUGGAGUUCAGAACUUGGUGCCGGAAGGGACUGAAGAACACGCCGGUGCAUCGAAAGUGGAAUUGUUAGUUCAGAAAGUUGCAAAUUUGAAUAAAAGAAAAAGAAUUGGAAAAGAAAAAGACUAUGAAAAGGAUAUGGAUUGUGGCACAGACAGUGAUGAUGAUUUUGUAUCCACAAAAGAGGAUAGGAAAGUGCUAAGAAGAUGUGAUGCUAGUAACAUUGAUGUGAGCAGAAAAAGAGUGAUGGAGACAGAGCUGAAUGUCCUUCAAACAAGAUCUUCUCCACGUCUACUUGUGAGAGCAAUAAAAGCAAUGAACAAUGCUCAAAAGAAAGCAGUCCAAGAAAUUGGAUUUGGUGGCUUGCUCAAUCUGGAGAUUUCACAGUUGCCUUCCAAAAUGGCGUUCUGGGUUGUGGAGAAUUUCAACCCAAGAAACUGCACUCUAAGGCUACAAGAGGGACACAACGUGCAUAUUUCAGAUGAAGAUGUAGCACGUGUAUUCGGUUUACCAAUGGGAGCAACGCAGAUUGUGCCACAAGAAAACCACGAACCAUGCAACAUUCUGAAGGAGUGGAGGGCGAUGUUUAAGAAAGGUGGGAGGAAAAUUACACCGGCUGAUAUAAGUGAUGCCAUGCUUUUGUGUGAGGAAGGUGAUAUAUGGUUUGUGAGGCAUUUUGUGGUGUUAGUUGUGACUGUAAUUUUUGACAGUGGUGCAAAUGGAUAUGCACACCCGUUGAUAAUGAACAACCUGGAAAAUGAGAGCAAGAUAAAGGGGCUGAAUUGGUGUCGUUACGUAAUAUCAUGCCUGAUAGAGAAUAAAUUGAGUUGGGAGAAGAACAAGAAAACAGCAUUCAACGGUCCUUUGCUAUUUCUAAUGAUGGUGUAUGUUGAUAGAGUCGUGCUCUAUCAAAGAACUAUUGAAAGAAAGCUACCUGUCAUCAUCGGAUGGAAUGCACACAUGUUGAGAGAAAGAGAAAAUGCUGAGAUCGAAGCUGGUGGUUUUGGGUCAGGGUAUGUAGAUGAUCCAUUGCAGCUGAUUGGGAGUGAUGAUUCAGGGAUCGGUGAUGAUGAACCUAAGGUGCAUGUGCGGAUGUUUGCAGAAAAAUCAAGCUGUAUAGCUGAGCUUGUGAAUGACAUAAUAACAAUUGCCAAUGAAGAUCCAGCUUGCAUAAUGGAGAAGGAGAGUAUGAAUAAACUCCAGGAGGCAGGAGAAAAACUGAUUGCUUUUGCCAAAAAAAAGGAUACAACACAACAACAGAUGGAGAAUGAUGCAAUCAGUGAAGAGCAUGGUGGAAAUGGUGUAGAGAUUGAUGAUGAUGUGUUCUGGAGUCACCCAACCACUCUUGCCAUACUAGAAAAGGCUGAGAAAAAUGGGGUGAAGGUAGGAAUGACCAAUAAGAAUACAUCACCAUUACCAUCAUUCUCUAUUGGACUGACACAACAAGAGAGAGAUGCAGAUUUGGAAAGACAACGUCCGAAAGAGAUGGGAGGACCAUUAAAUACAAAUAAAGAAGGCUUUGAAGAUAGAGUGUGCACUGAAGAGGAUGAAACUGAGGAAGUGCAUAUUGGUAAAGAGGAGGGUGCAUAUAGAUUAGCUCUGGUGUUGAGAGGAAAUGUGCAGAAUAAUGUAGACAUUACAGCUACCAGGGAAAAGCGACAACAAAAAAUGGCUGAGGUGUUAAAGUCACCAUACUUGUUAAGAGCAAUAGAUCAUGUUCAAAUGUGCACAUCAAUGGAGAAAAGCGUAAUGGCAUGGUUGCUGAACAGGAGCAAAUACUUUUUAAAUAUGAAGAAUUUGAGGUUACAAUGAAAGAGAUGUGGUCGUUGCGUGAAAACCAACAUAUAAGCGCAUAUGUUUUGGAUGUGUGGUCCACGAUGCUUAAUGCUAGGGAAUGUUUGAGGAGCAGUGAUUCACCGUGCCGAAUAUUUGCAAGAACUAUUGAUUGCGUGCAUAGCUUUGUGGGUGAACCAACACCUAAGAAAGAUAGACCUCAUAUAUUCAAUGCAGCUGUGGAGUUUGGUUUGGCAGCAUUAUCGGCAGAAAUAACCAUAGACCAUGUCGAGUUGUUUUUCUUCCCGAUUAUGAAACCACGGCAUUGCUAUGUUAUAUGUUUCAACCUGAUGACUCAACAGUGGGAAAUUCUUGAUGCAUCAAUGUCUACACUGAAGGUUGCUGAUAAGUACGGUCAAAAGCCUAGCAUUGUGAAAGACAUGUUUGUGCACUACAUUACUGUCAACGGAUUGGGUAAGAAGGUGAAGGGGCUGAAAAAAGCAAAAGUGAACAAAGUUUUGAUGAAUUGGCAUCAUGAAAACAAUGAGUUCGAAUACGGUGUGCUCACAAUGAGGCUAAUGGAGACAUAUAUGGGCCAAGGCACUAAAGGUUGGGACACGGGAAUGAAAAAGGGAGACAAGAAGAUUAUUGAUGCAUUAAGGGUUAAAUAUUGUGCCGUGAUUCUUUCAGCGGAGUGCAAUGAGAUGAAGAAAAAGAAUGAGGAAGAGGUUAUGGAGUAUGCAAAAGUGAAGAAGCUCAACAAAUGGAAAACAAAGAAGUGAAGUGAGGUGUUUGAAAAACAUUACUACAUUUGAUUGUGAAAUUUCUUAAUUCCAAGAUUCGGGUUUUGUUUGUCAUGUUUUAUUUGAAAGUUAAAACGUUGUUAUUUUGCAUGGGUUUAAUGACUGUUAUUUUAUUGAAAUUACUCGGUGUUUUUGCAUGGGUUUAAUAUCUUUGUUAUUUUAUUGAAAUUAUUAAUGUUUGAUAAA
Molecule: messenger RNA, 3390 nt
Organism: Cuscuta europaea
Lineage: Eukaryota; Viridiplantae; Streptophyta; Magnoliopsida; Solanales; Convolvulaceae
Source: the annotation of a GenBank genome assembly